UGUGGGAGAAGGAAGAUGGCCAGAGCUUUGUGUCCACUUCAUGCCCUCUGGCUUCUGGAGUGGGUGCAGCUGCUCUUGGGACCCGGUGCUGCACCUCCAACCUGGGCCUUGAACCUGGACCCGGUGCGACUCACCUUCUACACAGGCCCCAAUGGCAGCUACUUUGGGUUUUCAUUGGACUUCUACAAGGACAGCCGUGGGAGCGUGUCCAUCGUGGUGGGCGCCCCACGGACCCUGGGCCGCAGCCAGGAGGAGACAGGCGGCGUUUUCCUGUGCCCCUGGAAGGCCGAGGGCGACCAGUGUACCUCGCUGCCCUUCGACCUCAAUGAUGAGACGCGAAGCGCAGGCACCCAAACUUUCCAAACCUUCAAGGCCCGUCAAGGACUAGGGGCGUCGGUCGUUAGUUGGAGCGACAUCGUUGUGGCCUGCGCCCCCUGGCAGCACUGGAACGUCCUGGAAAAGGCCGAGGAGGCUGAGAAGACGCCCGUAGGUGGAUGCUUCGUGGCUCAGCUGCAGAACAGCGGCCGCGCAGAGUACUCACCCUGCCGGGCCAACAUCAUGAGCCGGGUUUACCAGAAAAAUUACUUCAGCGGAGACAAGCGCUACUGUGAAGCCGGCUUCAGCUCCGUGGUCACUCAGGCUGGGGAGCUGGUGCUUGGGGCCCCUGGCGGCUACUAUUUCCUAGGUCUCCUGGCGCGGGCUCCAAUUGCCGAUAUCCUCUCGAGUUACCGCCCGGGCACCCUCUUGUGGCACGUGCCCACCCAGCAGCUCACCUUCGACUACAGCCACCCAGAGUACUUCGACGGCUACCGGGGGUACUCGGUGGCUGUAGGCGACUUCGACGGGAAUCCAAACACUACAGAGUUUGUCGUCGGUGCCCCUACCUGGAGCUGGACCCUGGGAGCGGUGGAAAUUUUGAGCUCGUACCACCAGACGCUGCACCGGCUGCAUGGAGAGCAGAUGGCUUCGUAUUUCGGGCACUCAGUGGCCGUCACUGACGUCAACAGGGACGGGAGGCAUGACCUCUUGGUGGGCGCGCCACUGUACAUGGAGAGCCGUGCUGACCGCAAGCUGGCCGAGGUGGGGCGCGUGUACUUGUUCCUGCAGACUCGAGGCCCUCACGCGCUGGGCGCCCCCAGCCUCCUGCUGACCGGCACGCAGCUCUAUGGGCGAUUUGGCUCAGCCAUCGCGCCUCUGGGCGACCUCAACCGGGAUGGCUACAACGAUGUUGCUGUGGCCGCCCCCUAUGGGGGUCCCAGCGGUCGAGGCCAAGUGUCGGUGUUCCUGGGUCAGAGUGAGGGACUUAACUCACACCCUUCCCAGGUCCUGGACAGCCCCUUCCCCACAGGCUCUGGCUUUGGCUUCUCCCUUCGAGGUGCCACAGACAUCGAUGACAAUGGAUACCCAGACCUGCUGGUGGGAGCUUACGGGGCCAACAAGGUGGUUGUGUACAGGGCUCAGCCGGUGGUGAUGGCCACUGUCCAGCUGCUGGUGCAAGAUUCGCUGAAUCCUGCUGUGAAGAAUUGUGUCCUGCCCCUGACCGAGACACCAGUGAGCUGCUUUAACAUCCAGAUGUGUGUGGGAGCCACUGGACACAACGUUCCCAAGAAGCUGCACCUAAAUGCUGAGCUGCAGCUGGACCGGCAGAAGCCCCGCCAGGGCCGGCGGGUGCUACUGCUGGCCUCUCAACAGGCGAGCACCGUCCUGGGCCUGGAUCUGAGCGGAAGGCACGGCCCCACCUGCCACACCACCAAGGCCUUCCUCCGAGAUGAGGCCGACUUCCGGGACAAGCUGAGCCCCAUCGUGCUCAGCCUCAAUGUGUCCCUGCAGCCUGAGAAGGAUGGACUAGCCCCUGCUCUCAUGUUGCACGGAGACACCCACAUCCAGGAACAGACCCGCAUCAUUCUGGACUGUGGGGAAGACGACCUGUGUGUGCCACAGCUCCAGCUCACUGCCAGCGUGACAGGCUCCCCGCUCCUCAUUGGAGCCGAUAACGUGCUGGAGCUGCAGAUGGAAGCGGCCAACGAGGGUGAGGGAGCCUACGAGGCCGAGCUGGCCGUGCACCUGCCUCCAGGCGCACACUACAUGCGGGCCCUCAGCAACAUCGAGGGCUUUGAGAGGAUCAUCUGUAACCAGAAGAGGGAGAAUGAGACCAAGGUGGUGCUGUGUGAGCUGGGCAACCCCAUGAAGAGGAACGCCCAGAUAGGAAUCACGAUGUUAGUGAGUGUGGGGAACCUGGAAGAGGCUGGGGAGCACGUGUCCUUCCGGCUGCAGAUCAGGAGCAAGAACAGCCAGAAUCCAAACAGUGAGAUGGUGAUGCUGGCUGUGCCAGUUCGGGCAGAGGCCCAUGUGGAGCUGAGAGGGAACUCCUUUCCAGCCUCCCUGGUGGUGGCAGCAGAAGAAAGCAAGAGAGAGAACGGCUCGGACAGCUGGGGCCCCAAAGUGGAGCACACCUACGAGCUCCACAACAACGGCCCUGGUGCUGUAAACGGCCUCCGCCUCAACCUCCGCCUCCCCGGCCAGUCCCAGCCCUCCGACCUUCUCUACAUCCUGGAUAUACAGCCCCGGGGAGGCCUUCAAUGCUCCCCACAACCAUCUCCCAACCCCCUCAAGCUGGACUGGGGGCUGCCCACCUCCAGCCCUUCCCAGGCCUAUCACAAGCGGGACCGCAGACAGGCGCUCCUGCCGGAGCAGGAGCAGCCCUCGAGGCUUCAAGGUCCAGUUUUUGUGAGCUGCGAUUCGGCGCCCUGUACUGUGGUGCAGUGUGAGCUGCAGGAGAUGGCGCGCGGGCAGCGGGUCAUGGUCACGGUGCUGGCCUUCCUGUCGCUGCCCAGCCUCCGAAAGAGGCCCCUGGAUCAGUUUGUGCUGCAGUCGCACGCUUGGUUCAACGUCUCCUCCCUUCCCUACGCCGUGCCCGCCCUCAGCCUGCCCAGCGGGGAAGCUCUGGUGCAGACACAGCUGCUUCGGGUCUUGGAGGAGAGAGACAUGCCGAUCUGGUGGGUGCUGCUAGGCGUGCUGGGUGGCCUGCUGUUGCUCACGUUCCUGGUCCUGGCCAUGUGGAAGGUUGGCUUCUUCAAGCGGAAUCGGCCACCCUUACAAGAAGAUGACGAAGAGGAGUGAUGAGCCCAUGCAUCUCUGUCCUAGCAGGAAGGCUGGGGGUGAUGCCUGCUCUGUCCCUUCUUCUCCAGCAAGUACCCCCAGCUCUGGUCACCCAUGGGUUGGAGCUGUUUCAUGGCGGCUCCUGAUUCCCUUCCCCCCCCAUCAGAGCCAGGUCAGCCCUUUCCUGCUGCCUAAUAAAGAGGUUGAGUCCCAA
Molecule: messenger RNA, 3313 nt
Organism: Lagenorhynchus albirostris (white-beaked dolphin)
Lineage: Eukaryota; Metazoa; Chordata; Mammalia; Artiodactyla; Delphinidae
Gene: ITGA2B
Product: integrin subunit alpha 2b
Exons: 30
Coding region: 16-3120 (1034 amino acids)
Biological process (GO): integrin-mediated signaling pathway; cell-matrix adhesion; angiogenesis
Cellular component (GO): integrin complex; external side of plasma membrane
Molecular function (GO): integrin binding
Source: RefSeq, a predicted model, not a curated record